AUUUCACCAGAGUCGUCUUGAUCACUUUCCCAUGCGAACCACUCACCCUUAUAAUGGCUCAUCAACAUCGCCUGACAAAGUGCGCAACCAAGCAUCUUCGUCACUUCUGACAUUUCCAACGAGCCCGACGACGCCGAGUCCCUCGCUCGUCUUCAGCUCUAUGGCAAUGAACUUGAUAUUCGCGGCCUUGUGGCCUGUACCUCGUGCUGGAUCAAAAGUAAUGUCCACCCAGAGGACAUGCAGAAGAUUGUCGGCGCGUACGCAAAUGUCGUCGAAAAUCUCAACGCGCAUGUCCAUCCCGACAACAUGUACCCUUCCGCCACCUACCUGCGCUCUAUUAUCAAGCCCGGCCCCGCGGUUUACGAUAGAGAAGCCAUCAGGCCUGGUACACCCCUAAGCGAAGGUGCCCAGCUCCUCAUUGACCAAGUCAACGCCUCGGAUGAUCGCCUCUGGGUCCUUGUCUGGGGACGACACGGGCCACUGGAUCCGAACCACAUUUCCCUCGCUCUUCUACAUCGUGUCCCUGCACGCCUGGAAAGAGUACCCCAUGGCCGCCUGGACAGGGAUCUCAGGCGACCUCUUCGCCCCAUCGACAACGGUGCGGCGGACAAGACCAAGAUCACCCGAGAGUGGCUGAAGAAACAGAUCCAGACUGGUCCUUACGGAAGCGCCUAUCCCGAAUACACCUUUAUCAUGGAGGGCGAUACGCCGACGUUUCUAUAUCUCAUCCAAAACGGCCUGGGUUCCUGCGAGAAUCCACAUUGGGGCUCGUGGGGCGGCCGGUACGGACGCGUGAGUGUCGAGGUGAAUCUCUACAGCGAUGUCAUGGACGAGGUGGAGGUGCCCGGCACAGGAGCAAAGGUGUUCUCGAACCAGGCGAGAAUCUGGCGCUGGCGAGACGCUUUCCAGGAGGACUUCGCCGCGCGGAUGCAGUGGACACUCGACGCUGAUCGCGGUGGGGUUAGCCACGCACCGGUGGUAAUUGCUAACGGCAGCAGCGGGCCAGAGCAUCUGUACCAGGAGGCUGAGGCUGGGUCUGUCGUGACGCUCGAUGCUUCGGCCACCUAUAAUCCCGAUGGCGAUGAGCUGUCAGUCCGUUGGUUUCACUAUAAAGAGCCAACCAGAACGCAGAGUGAAGUGCACUGGCCGUUUGUUCCGGAUGUGGAGUUUAGCAUUGCUGAUCAUCACGCUAAUGUCGAAGGCAAACGGAAAGGUGGAGGAGCCGUGGUGACUGUUCAGGUUCCGCCAGCGGAGGCAUGCGGUGUAGAUAUUCUCAAGGGAAAAGCGUUGGAAAUAGGGCAGACGUUGCACUUGAUUCUCGAGGUCAAGGAUAGUGGCACACCGUGUAUGAGAGCGUACAAGUGUAUUGUUUUGCAGACUACGAAUAUCGCUGCGAAGGGCGCCUCGGGGAUGGUGUACGAAACGGUGACAGAGGCCCUUGAGCAUAUGAUAAGAUGAACAGCCGGCUGUAUCGACAAGUCCAUCUACGUUAAGAGACCCCUUUUUUGAUCAACUGCGACGAAAAGGCACAAAUAAAUGUCGGGUGAAUUUACUGGCACUUAACUCACUUUAGG
Molecule: messenger RNA, 1574 nt
Organism: Aspergillus calidoustus
Lineage: Eukaryota; Fungi; Ascomycota; Eurotiomycetes; Eurotiales; Aspergillaceae
Source: the annotation of a GenBank genome assembly